This is a messenger RNA of Symbiodinium pilosum, 1464 nucleotides long. Lineage: Eukaryota; Dinophyceae; Suessiales; Symbiodiniaceae. The record is from the annotation of a GenBank genome assembly.
AUGGUCUGUGCCGUGCUCAGUGUGGGAGCAGCCCAGAUGCGGGGGGACGACUUCCCCGCAUAUGAUCUGGGCACCAUCCCAGCCUGGCAGGACUUGCCUUCUUUGCGGGGUGACCACCCGGAUGCCCAGGUCAUGAGCAAGGCAGAGUACCAUCGCAAGCUUCAGUCCUUGGAUGUGGAACAUCUUUACAACGCCAUCGCAACACUGAUGACCACAUCCAAGCCAUACUGGCCAGCGGAUGGGCCGCAGGAUGGCGACGUGUCCAGCUAUGCUGGUCUCUUUGCACGCCUGGCCUGGCACUGCUCCGGCUCCUUCCGCAUGAUCAACGAUACACAUGCUGCUGGGGGUUGCGAAGGGGCUCGACAGCGCCACUGGCCGGAGAAUGAGUGGCGUGACAACACCAACCUGGACAAGGCCCGCGGGCUCUUGGCAGAAGUGAAGCUGCAGUUUGGUGACCACAUCAGCUGGUCAGAUCUCAUGACCUUUGCUGGCACGGUGGCCAUCAAAGCAAGCGGCGGCCCGGCCAAUAAGUUCUGUUUUGGACGUGUGGAUGAUGUGAAUGGCGAGCGCUCGAUCCCACUUGGCGUGGAGGGUGUGAGCCAGUGCCACGGCAGUAAGUUCUGCAAAUCCAACUUUGAGUGCCCCAACUCUUUCCGUUGGCCGGAGCAGAACAAUACGGACCAUGCCCGCUGCAAGAUCGAGCAGCCUGAGCAACGGCUGCAAGCUAGCCAUUCCGUUGGCCUCAUCUACGUCUACCCCGAGGGCCCGGAGCUGAAGACGACCUCACAGGACUACAAACCCUACUGGGUGCACAACCGCUCGCCGCGGCUCAGCGCUCUCGAGGUCCGCGACACCUUCAAGGAUCGCAUGGGCUGGACCGACCGCGAGACCGUUGCUCUCAUCGGCGGCGGGCACACUCUGGGUCGGACCCAUGGCAACUGCAAUCUUACCGGCAGCAAGUGGGCAGAAGAUCCGUACAACAACAUCGGCCCCUAUUUUGAGGCCAUGCCCGGCAGCCUCCGCGGACCCACGGAUGGAACCUGUGGUACUGGGCGGGAGGCAGGACGUGGUAACAACACAGUGUCCUCUGGUUUCGAGGGCCCUUGGACACGUAGCCCGUCGAGAUGGACCUACGACUUCUUUGACGCCCUGCUGUCUGAAGAGUGGGUGCCUACUAAGAGCCCGUAUGGAAACGACCAGUGGCACACCCGCGACCGCUCGAGCAAGUUUUCCAAGACCAUGCGCCUCACCGCAGAUGUUUCGCUCAUCGCAGAUCCAGCCUACCUCCAGAUUGUUGAAGAGUAUGCAUCCGAUCAUGCCAAGUUCGAUUCGGACUUUGCGGAUGCCUGGUUCAAAUUGGUGCACCGCUCGGAGGACCACCCUCAUCAGGACGACCUGGAGAAGGAUGCCAGUUUCUGCACCAGCUUCGAGUUCACGGUAUCUCAACAAACCCUCUUGCCCUGA